This is a messenger RNA of Lichtheimia ornata, 1194 nucleotides long. RefSeq lists its product as uncharacterized. Lineage: Eukaryota; Fungi; Mucoromycota; Mucoromycetes; Mucorales; Lichtheimiaceae. Gene Ontology annotation, cellular component: nucleus. Gene Ontology annotation, biological process: mitotic recombination; double-strand break repair via homologous recombination; double-strand break repair via single-strand annealing. The coding region runs from base 1 to 1194 and encodes 397 amino acids. The transcript has 9 exons. The record is from RefSeq and is a predicted model, not a curated record.
AUGCAACAUCUCGGAAUUAAUUUCUUGUGGCGAUCGUUGGCUGGGUUGGGUUGGCUCCUCUUUCCUUUGCAUAUGAAGCACCCACGAUCCGAUGAUCCUGACGACGAGGAACGUUAUAAGCGUUCGUGCAAAUUGCGAAAGCAACUAGGCCCAGAAUUCCUUUCUACUCGUGCUGGUCCAGGUGGUGCCAAGUUGACCUACAUUGAAGGAAGAAAUGCCAUUGAGCUUGCGAAUGAGGUGUUCGGCUAUGAUGGAUGGUCGUCAGAAGUGCGCAAUCAACAUGUGGACUAUUGCGAAGUGGAUGAGCAUGGUCGAUACCAAGUAGGCGUAUCAGCUAUUGUACGUGUUACUCUGAAGGAAGGCAAUUUUCACGAGGAUUGUGGAUAUGGUUUCUCAGAAGGGGUGAGACAAAAAGGUGCAUCACUUGAAAAGGCACGGAAAGAAGCCUGUACCGAUGCUCUUAAGCGAUCCUUGCGAAUGUUUGGAAAUGCGAUGGGUAACUGUAUUUACGACAAGACGUAUUUAUCAAAUAUCGGACGCAUGAGAGCCACAGCACCACCCUUCAAACCAUCCGAGCUAUACCGUGAUCCGCGAUGUAUUCAAGCGCCACCUUCUGCAUCUAUCUCCACCGAGAUGCCUGCUCACCAACCCACACAUCAACCUCCAAAACCCGAAUCAAAACCUUCGAAUAAACCACCCACCACAAUACAGCAAUCGAAGCCGACAGCACGUCCUCCAACCUCAACUCCAACUCCAAACAAGACAACACUUCCUCCAACUUCAACCCCAACUCCAAACAAAACAACACGUCCAUCAACUUCAACCCCAAAGUUACCAUUGACAACACAACAAACAACAGCUACCCCAACACCAAGGAAGCAGCCGUUCUUUUCACGCCCUGUUACAACUCCACAACUCCAACCAUCAUCAACAAGACGCGAGAGAACCCCUUCCCCAAUCAUUUCCAAUGAUGAUGACGACGACGAGCCUCCUAUUGUCAGUCCCGUGCCUCCAAAUCAGCAACUGUUUAUGCGAGAUGAGAGUUUCGCUAGUGCGGAUGACUCCUUCUUUGCUGAGUUCAUGGAUCAAAACGAAAACCGUAUCAUUGAGGAGCACAUCAUCAAAAACUCUCCUGUCAAUCGCAGACCCAAAAUGCCUGAUGGCUCCGAAUUCAGCCCACUCAACAAGAAGUAG